Messenger RNA from Notothenia coriiceps (black rockcod), 2836 nucleotides. RefSeq names its product 5-hydroxytryptamine receptor 2A. Lineage: Eukaryota; Metazoa; Chordata; Actinopteri; Perciformes; Nototheniidae. Gene Ontology annotation, molecular function: neurotransmitter receptor activity; G protein-coupled serotonin receptor activity. The annotation marks the transcript as partial. Gene Ontology annotation, biological process: chemical synaptic transmission; phospholipase C-activating serotonin receptor signaling pathway; release of sequestered calcium ion into cytosol. The record is from RefSeq and is a predicted model, not a curated record. Gene Ontology annotation, cellular component: plasma membrane; dendrite. The transcript has a single exon.
CGAUCGUUCCUCUUAGUAAUUUCCUCUUUCCUCUCUGCAGGAAUCUCAAUGCCGAUCCCCGUUCUUGGCCUCCGAGAUCACUCCAAGGUCUUCAAAGAUGGCAGCUGCUUUCUGACGGACAACAACUUUGUGCUGGUCGGUUCCUUCGUGGCCUUCUUCGUGCCGCUCACCAUCAUGGUGGUCACCUACUUCCUCACCAUCAGGGCUCUUCAGAACGAGGCCACGCUUUGCCUGGAUCAGCUGGUGCCUCGUCCCAAAUGGAGCACGACGUUCACUCUGAGUUUCCUCCCGCAGAACUCAAUGUCCUCAGAGAAACUCUUCCGGCGUUCGUUGAGUCGAGAAGCCGGCGGCAGAGGAAGUAUUUCAGGUUCUGUGUUUGGACGCCGAACCAUGCAGUCAAUCAGCAACGAGCAAAAGGCGUCCAAAGUUCUUGGAGUGGUGUUUUUCCUCUUCGUGGUCAUGUGGUGCCCGUUCUUCAUCACCAACGUUCUGGUGGUGGUUUGCGAUCCUGAGGUUUGCGACCCAGCGUUGAUGGGAAAUCUGCUGAACGUUUUUGUUUGGGUUGGAUAUCUGUCGUCCGCUGUCAACCCGCUGGUCUACACAUUGUUCAACAAAACGUACCGGGCGGCGUUUCAGAGAUAUGUUCGCUGCCGGUAUCGGGCGGGCAAGAACAAACCGCUGCAGCUGAUUCUCGUGAACACAAUCCCACCGAUGGCUUUCAGUUCAAGUCAGCUGGGAGACAAGUUUAGGAACGGAUUGGCGAACUGUAGCAGCGAAAUGAAGGAUUUUUCUUUGUGUAAAUCGGACAAAAGCCACGGAGGCAAAGACGAAAGCUGCGUGUGAUUAAAACCGUUGGACAAAAGUCAAGGACGAAAGCUUUUGUCCGAUUAAAACCAACGGACAAAAGUCACAGAGUCAAGGACGAAAUCUGCGUGUGAUUAAAACCCUUAUUUCCAGAAAGUCUUCAGGCGUUUGUUGAGUCGAGAAACCGGCGCAGAGGAAGUAUUUCCGGUUCGAUGUUCGGACGCCGAACCAUGCAGAUAAUCAGCAACGAGCAGAAAGUGUCCAAAGUCCUCGGGGUGGUGUUUUUCCUCUUCGUGGUCAUGUGGUGCCCAUUCUUCAUCACAAACGUUCGGUUGGUGGUGUGCGUUCCUGAGUUUUGCGACUCAGCACUGAUGGGACGGUUGCUGAAUUUUUUCGUGUGGGUUGGAUAUCUUUCAUCCGCGGUCAACCUGCUGGUCUACACCAAAUAAGGUGUCUCUAGGAACAGAUUGGCGCACUGUAGUGGAGAAAUUAAAGAUUUUUCGGUGUGUAAAUCGGACAAAAAUCCCGGAGGCAAGGACGAAAGCUGCUUGUGAUAAAAACCGUUGGACAAAAGUCAAGGACGAAAACUUUUGUCCGAUUAAAACCGUGGGACAAAAAUCAGAGAAGAAAGCUGCGUGUGAUUAAAACACUCGUUCAUGGUGUAUUUUAACGGAUUAUUAAAUCUUGAACUCUGGUCACAUCGUGGAUUGUGGAAAGUGCCAAAGACAAAGUGCCUCCAGGUCAGGAUUUUAGAAAACACUAGAGGUUAUGAGAUGAAGUUGGGAAACUAGAAUAAAACAUUUGCAUUUCAGUGAAUUCUGGAUCAGCUGAAUCCAGUUUUAAACGUCCUUAUUAUGACAUUUUGAUAAACCAAAAGAAAGUGCUUGUUCAAUGGAUUAAAAUCUCUAAAAGUGUUUAAGAGUUUUAGAGCCUCCUCUAUACUAGGGAAAUUAGUCUUGGAAAAACAUAUCAUUUCACUUUUUAAAGAGCUAAUCAAUAGAGUCUGAAUGAGAUGGACGGGCAGUGGUAUAAAAGAUAUGAAACACUCUUUGACAAAGACAAAAAGGUGACAGAAAUUAUCCAUUUUAUAAUAAUCUCUUUGGACGAAUUGGUAAAAACUAUUAUGAGGUUUUUUUCCGUGGAUGUUUGCACCAGUCAGGUUGCCUCUACCUCCCAUCAUAUAUAUAUAUAUACAUUUCUUGUGUGGAUAAACUGGGAUUAUCCUGGAUUUCCUGCAACUUUAUCCAAUGUUAGAGACUAAGGAUGACACCGGGACUCUGCAGAGGUCAAAACAAGCGAGAAGGAAAGAGGGUUAAAUAUUACGUCUGAAAAAAUAUAUUUACCAGAGACAAUCUAAAUAAAUCUAUAUUUGUACUUGUGCAGAUUUAUGUGAAUAAAUGUUAACGAUUGUUGAAGUUUUGUUAUUUACAAGUGAAGGGAGAUUGUUAAAUUAAAUUAUAUUGGUAGGAAAUUAAGAGGAUUUAACUGCAGAUGUUUUUAUUGUAAAAGUCACACUUUUCCAUUGUGUUCAUCUUACACUCCCCAUAAACACACUCAUGGCUUUUGAUUCCAGAGACGUUGAGGUUUUUCGUCAGUUUUUUCUCGUUGUAAAUUGGUUUGAAUGUCGUUUUGAAAUGUGGACAAAAGGUGGAUUAAUGAAUGAAGGGAUCCAUGGAUGUAUUAGCAAUGUUCGUCAGAUUAAAAGUGUUUAACUUGGACCAGAAAGCAGCAGUGUUUUAGAUUAAACGCUAAAUAUAAUUGAGAUUCUGUAUGACUGCAAACAAAGCCUAAAUGGUUGCAAUUGACAAACACUGACUUAAAACCGUAGACUGUUUUUUUCUUGAUUACUCUUCAACGUUGGUCUUUAAAUUGUAGUGGAGGAACUUUAAAUUAUUGUUGGAACCGCUAAUUGUCCUAUUUUAUAUAGAUAUCCUGAUAUAAUAUAUAUAAUUAACACUUCCAACAUCAUCAGGACAACGACACACCAAACAAGCUCAUAUUUGAUCCACUUUGAAAAAUAUGGUAUAUAUAU